Molecule: messenger RNA, 984 nt
Organism: Pseudozyma hubeiensis SY62
Lineage: Eukaryota; Fungi; Basidiomycota; Ustilaginomycetes; Ustilaginales; Ustilaginaceae
Product: likely vesicular transport factor
Exons: 1
Coding region: 1-984 (327 amino acids)
Biological process (GO): protein import into peroxisome matrix, docking
Cellular component (GO): peroxisomal membrane; peroxisomal importomer complex
Molecular function (GO): signaling receptor binding
Source: RefSeq, a predicted model, not a curated record
AUGGUCGCCUCCGCCAUCACAUUCCUCUCCGACCCCAAAGUCCAGUCGUCGUCCAUGUCGCAGCGAGUCUCGUUCCUGGAGUCGAAAGGCUUGCGACCCAACGAGAUCGACGAAGCCAUCCGUCAAGCCAACCAGUCCUCCGCCGUCGGCUCUUCAGGCUACGCCUCGUAUGCGGCUGGACCGCCUGCGCCGUACUACGGCGGCGCACCAUACGGUGCUUACCCUGGCGCGCCUCAACAGCAGGGACGCGAUUGGAGGGAUUGGUUCAUCAUGGCUGUCGUCUCGGGUACCAUCGGAUACGGUGUCAUCUCGCUAGCCAAGAAGUACCUCAUGCCGCAUCUGCAGCCUCCCAACGCGGACGUGCUCGAGGCGGAUCUUGACUCGUUGACGGCGAAAUACGACGAAGUGGCCAACCAGCUUCAGGCCUUGGAUGCGCAGACGCUGGCGGUGAAACAGGGGCUUGACGAGCAGAAGGCCGAGGUGGAGAAGAGCAUCAAAGAGGUCGAGGAUUGCGUAAAGAGCGUUAGGGAGAACGAGAAGCGUCGCGAUGGAGAACUCGACCGAAUCAAGGAUGACGUCGAGGGGAUCCGCAAGGAGUUGAGCAGCCUGUUUGAAAAGUCCAAGCAAGCACAGACCAACUCGCUCUCGGAACUGCAGUCGGAGCUCAAGUCGUUGAAGUCGCUCUUGGUGUCGAGGGGGACCGUGGGGGGUGGCAGCGGAGCAGGUGUGCAGCCGCCGCCUCGUCCGUACGGAGUAGGGUAUGGAGCAGGAUCGUAUGGCUCGCCUACGAUCGGUACACCGACGGGCGAUGUCACGCCACCGCAUGUGCCGAAGCCAAGCAUCCCGGCAUGGCAGCUGGCUGGAGCCGGGUCGACGACCGGUGCUGGUGCUCCACAGGUCGAGUCGAAGAAGGUGGAGGAGACCGCGAUGGCCGAUCCGGCGGAGGAGAUGUCCAAGGGAAAGGGCAAGGAUGCCAGCGAGUGA